Messenger RNA from Anopheles arabiensis, 1606 nucleotides. It is a transcript of the gene ppan, whose product is annotated as protein Peter pan. The record is from RefSeq and is a predicted model, not a curated record. Lineage: Eukaryota; Metazoa; Arthropoda; Insecta; Diptera; Culicidae. Gene Ontology annotation, biological process: rRNA processing; ribosomal large subunit assembly. Gene Ontology annotation, molecular function: rRNA binding. The transcript is spliced from 2 exons. The coding region runs from base 81 to 1568 and encodes 495 amino acids. Gene Ontology annotation, cellular component: preribosome, large subunit precursor.
AAAUGAGCGUAGAAAACAAUUCACACGUGUUUUGCCGGUAGAAGAGUUGUGUCGCAAAAGUUGUUAGUGAAAGCCCACUCAUGAAAAAGAAAAGCCGAAAGCCUCAACACAAACGGAACCGCGCAAAGGUGGAAGCACCGGUUGAAGAUGAACCUGCUGCGAUUAAAAAUGCUCCACACUCGUUCGUCAUACGACGCGGAGAACGAUGCUCAUCGAUUAGCAGACUGUCUCGUGAUUUCCGCCGCAUGAUGGAACCUUUCACAGCAUCGAACCUUCGUGAGAGACGCAUCAACAAGGUGAAAGAUUUUGUUCAUUUGUCCGGAUUCUUCCACGUUUCGCACAUGUGCGUAUUUUCGCUAUCGUCGCAAACACUGUCGCUCAAGAUAAUACGCAUGCCGAAGGGUCCCACCCUGACGUUCAAGGUGUACCAGUACACUUUGGCAAAGGAUGUUAUUAGCAACUCGCGUAAGCAGUUUGUAGAUGAAGAGUGCUUCAAAACGGCCCCACUGGUCAUAUUGAACAGCUUCAGUGGAGAAGGGAAACAUUUGAAGCUAAUGGCUAGCACGUUUCAAAACAUGUUUCCUCCGAUUAAUCUCUCCACGAUAAAACUCUCGUCUCUGAAACGAUGCGUACUGCUAUCAUACAACCCGGUAAGCAAAUUGAUCGAUCUUCGACACUACUCUGUCACAGUAGUUCCGGUAAAUUUGAAUCGAGGAGUGAAGAAGCUUGUAACGCGCAACAUACCAAACUUGGGAAAGUUUGAGGAUAUAGCUGAUUUUGUCGAGAAAGGACAUCUUCUUUCGGAAUCCGAAGCCGAUGACGAAGAAGCACACGUUGUGCUAGCGCAGAAUCUAAAGUGUGGAAAUUUGGCCGAAAAUCAAUCAUCUUUACGAUUGCACGAGAUUGGUCCUCGUAUUACGAUGCGGUUAAUGAAGAUAGAGGACGAUCUUAUGACGGGCGAAGUACUCUAUCACGACUAUAUCGAAAAGGACGCGAUCGAAGUGGAAGCUCUCCGCAAGAAGCGUGCUCAGCAGCGCCGACUAAAGGAGCAGCGCAAGCACAAGCAGGAAGAAAAUUUGAAAAAGAAAGAAAACGACAAAAAGGAGCACCGUGCUAAGACGUCCAAGCAAGGCAAGAGCGGCGAAAUAACGGAACAGGACAAGUUGCUACUGAAAGAUGCGGAGGAAGCUGUGGGCGAUAUAUCGGAUGAGGAUGACCGCGAAUACUAUCGCAAGGAAAUUGGCGACAAUCCGGAUGAAGAGUUGUUCGAAUCGGCUGGAAGUGGCAACCGUAAACGACCGUUCAUUCCGAAGGGAUCAAACUAUUCGCUUAAACCGAAAAAGCCUCGUAUGGAUAAGCGUAAACAGUACGAAGAAGACGACCGACUUGCCCGUCAGGACGGCAAGCGAAGAGGAAACGAAGGGAAGGAUAAGAAAGGCAAGGCAGGGAAGUUUGCUAAAAAAGGGAUGGGUGAUGAUUUUAGAGGGAAAUCAAAGUAUAAUGGUGGCAAGAAAAACAACACUGGAGGAAGAAAGUCUGGUGGUAAGAAAUCUUCGAAAAGAAAGUGAGUCCUAAAUAAAGCCAUAUACCUUAUGACACGGGGUAA